AUGAGGGGCGCAAGGGUAGCAAACUUUCACCUUUUCAACCGGUGCGGCACACCUCUCGCAACAGGUCGGUCCUUAUUCAGUCCAUAUGCGAGGUGUCUGUCUUCCGAUACCCCUGGCUUCGAUGAACCAAAGGCGAACCGGGCCGGACACAGUCUUCCGUCCCCCGGCAAGGCACUCUCUACCGUGAAGAAGGAAACCAGCGUCGUUGACUAUGCAUUAACUAACAUGGACCGGCUGCUGGCCUGGGCGCGCAAUGGAUCCAUGUGGCCUCUGACAUUUGCGCUCGCCUGCUGCGGUAUCGAGAUGAUGCACUUGUCAAUGCCACGGUACGACCAAGACCGUCUGGGCAUCAUCUUUCGCGCCUCACCACGCCAGGCCGACGUCAUGAUCGUGGCUGGAACCGUCACCAACAAGAUGGCGCCCGCAGUCCGGCAGUGCUACGACCAGAUGCCAGAUCCCAAAUGGGUCAUUAGUAUGGGCACAUGUGCCAACGGCGGCGGAUAUUACCACUACAGCUACAGCGUCGUACGUGGUGUCGACCGUAUCCUGCCCGUGGAUAUUUACGUGCCAGGCUGUCCUCCUACGGCCGAGGCGCUGAUGUACGGACUUUUACAGCUGCAGAAGAAGAUCAGAAAAACAAAGGUCACACGGAUGUGGUAUCGGAAAUAA
Molecule: messenger RNA, 669 nt
Organism: Pyricularia grisea
Lineage: Eukaryota; Fungi; Ascomycota; Sordariomycetes; Magnaporthales; Pyriculariaceae
Exons: 3
Coding region: 1-669 (222 amino acids)
Biological process (GO): aerobic respiration; electron transport coupled proton transport; mitochondrial respiratory chain complex I assembly
Molecular function (GO): quinone binding; NADH dehydrogenase (ubiquinone) activity; 4 iron, 4 sulfur cluster binding
Source: RefSeq, a predicted model, not a curated record